Molecule: messenger RNA, 3311 nt
Organism: Micropterus dolomieu (smallmouth bass)
Lineage: Eukaryota; Metazoa; Chordata; Actinopteri; Centrarchiformes; Centrarchidae
Exons: 24
Coding region: 70-3111 (1013 amino acids)
Source: RefSeq, a predicted model, not a curated record
AACCGUGCAAUAUUCAGUGAGUGUCCUCUAGAGAUUUUACUUCUGUUGACAUAUCACAUUUUUAAAGACAUGAGUCAGUCUCCAUCCUACUGGAGAGAUGGUGCCUGUGCAUCUCCUGAGAGUCCUGAAGAAGGUGACUUCUCCCCUCAGCAGCUUUAUCACAACCUGAAGAGCCUGGAGGAGCACGAGACAUGUGAAGACCAGAAAGAUCCCAUUGUUAAUAUCAUACCCGACAACUUCGGCUGUCUUUUGAACUCUCAAAUCUGUGCUCCGCUAGCGACAAAUGACCUUGGGAAACUAUGUGCUGGCGUGCUUCCAGAAGAACAACUGCUUAAGAAAAGCCAUUGGAGAGAACCAUGGUGCUUCAGUACGUCGCCUAUAAAAAAGAAUCUGAUUGAUAAAGAGAAAAACGGAGCUGACAGGAGAGUGAGCAUUGGACUGGCAUUCAUCAGUUCGGUCUCACCAGAGUUCAUAGAGGUACGCACACUGGAUGGAAGAUUCAUUACUUUGGUGAGCACUCAGACCCAGACAGAUUGGGAGUGGGUGGAGCAGAGCCUCUCUUUCAGCUGUCAAGUUCAAAAGGAAAUUGAAGCCCUCCUGUUGUUGCAAGCAGAGGUGGCAAGCACGGACACUGAUUCUUCAGAGGAGUCAGAGGAUGAAAAGAUGCUAAAGAAGGAGUAUGAUACACCCUGUGUGGGUCCACCUCGUCUCAUAGCAUUCAAGCCAGAGCCAAAACAAACUCCUCAUGAUGGAAAGGUUCCAGAGGUUGAAUCUAAACAGGAUGUGCAUUUUGCAAUGUGUGACUAUUGCCAGCAGCUCUGUCAGCCCUUUAUACACAGUGAACUGCUGGGAAAUGAAACAGACUUUGAGAGGCUCUUUUGUUGUGAGCAAGCUAAAAAAAUCAGAGCGCUUAUCCUGGAAGAGAAAGAAAAAUUGGCACAGAAGGAGUCACAUAGAAAGAUUGAUGUGAACCCUCAUGCACCUGUCAUGAGUGAGAAGGAGAGGAAAGCUGCUAAAGAGCAGGCAAGGAAGAGGUUGAGACAUUUGCAACUCCAGAGAAAAAUUAAAAAUGACAACUUGAAGAAAGAAUUAAGCCUCAGAAAUAAAACCUCUGUCAGUCCAUCAACAGAGAUAGAUAUUAAAAUUAUUACUGGCCUGUCUGCACUACUUAAACCGACAGCUGGUGAGCCAAAGGAAGUGAUUAAGAAGUUCUACAAAAGUGGCCAAUGCUUUCUCACCUUGUGUCCAGACGGAACGGGUAAUGUUUUUUAUCCUUCUGGGAAAGCAGCCAUUAUAAUAUCCUCUGCAGAAGCUGCUGACUUCACUUACAUAAUCUUGGAGGACAAGGACGUGGCGCCCAGCAUCAAAGGCAUUUUCACAAAUAAAGGCCACUCCACAUGCUACCAUCCCAAUGGAAUGAUAUGGUUGAAUCUGACCCCUGUUGGAGGUCUCUGCCUCAAUGAGACAGGAGCAAAGAGAAGACGCUGGAAUUGGUUGUAUUUUGACCCGCAUAUACGUACCCUUCCCUUCAAGCCUCUAACCUUUGCCCUGGGCCCACAUAUCAGUGUGCGCAUACACUCACAAGAAUGCAUGUACAUCACCUUUGCACAUCGGCAAAACAGCGUGCGCUUUAGUGUGGGUUCAAAGCUUAAGAACACCAGGAAGGUGAAGAUGCAAACACUUGACCAGCCAGGCACAUCAUCUGAGAUGGAUUCAACAACAAAUCCUGGGCUUGCAAACAAAAACAGAACUGGUUCCAGUGUAAGCUCAUGUGAAUAUCUGACAAUCCAUGCAUUUGAUGGGAGAGUUGUCACCAGAGUCACAGUUGGUACACAGACUAACUGGAGAAACGAGGGAGAACACAGUCAAGACUAUGAAUACCCAAACCAAGAAACAUCAAAAGCUCCCCACAAGAAUUUGGGGUUGACAUCUGGGCAAAAGAGUGGGUUAAGGCAGGGUAAAUACCCACAAGAUGGUUUACAACGACGAACUACGAUGAAGAGCGUUCCUAAAAACAUGAAGUCUGAGUUGGAGAUAUCCCCAGAUAAUGAAGUGUUGGAUUCGCUCAGCAAGGAAACUCCCCAAACUCCUACAGCCUGCCAAGGAGAAACUGAGGAGUCUUUAACUAAUCUGGACAAGGCAUGGAAGCUAUCAAAGAUUUUGCUGAAGGGUGCAACAGUUAUCACUGAAGAAACCAUGACUGAUACGCACCCAGCGAUGCAGAAAGAUCAAAGGUUGAAAGGUUUGGAAUUUGAUAGGAGUUCAAAUCAUCAGACCCCUAAAGCAGGACUCAAACAACAAGCAUCUGCCACCUUACACAAUCAACUCUCAGAUGACACAGAGGACGUUUCCCUCCUCGACCUGGAAAUCAUGGAUUCUGAAAACACGUUCUCUUUUAAGGGACAUGCUGGACAGAAGAGCAUGAUGCCACUUGUCAAGCACUACAAAAAUGGUCAAACAUUUAGUAUGAUUUUACCAGAUGGAACUGGGCAUGUAUGCUAUCCAUCAGGACGGCUUGCUAUCCUUGUAUCUGCUGCACAAUCAGCUGACUGGUCUUGUGCGGUGGUCCUGGAAGACAGUCAGCAGCCUCACAUCCAGGCAGUAUUCACCACCAGAGGACAGGGUACCUGUUAUCACAACAAUGGCUGUAUUUGGGUGAAUGUGACUCCAUGGGGAGGCACCUACUGCAGUGACACAGGAGAUUUGAAGAAACAUUGGAGAUGGCUGGACAAUCAGCAUCAUGAUCAUGUUCCUCCCUGGCAGCCCCUCUGCCUGACACUAAGUCCUCACCUGAGCAUCCGCAUUCAAUCCCAAGAGCACAUCUGCAUCGCUUUCACCUCUGGCAAAUACAGUGUGCGGCUUAAUGUAGGGGCAAAAUUGAAACUGAAUCAAGGCAAAGGUCUAACGCUGCCGGGGCCUGACAUGCUUCAGAGUUAUCUGCAGCAGAAGAGUGCAGAGAUCAAUGUCCUGCUUCAGAACAUCCAGUCCCUCAUCACCUAUCAAAAGACUGUCAGUGCACAGAAGGUCAAGCCCCAGCAAAGCCUCAUCUCACAGAUAGAAAGACGGCGGCUGCCAAUGAAACAGCAACAGUCUGCCAAGAAGACCCCCUAAAGCCGAUGAUGUCCUUGAAUGGCAGUUUCUCGUGUGUGAAGUGACUCCUACUGUAGAGUACCGACAAUUUGAAUUCAACGACAAAGUGCUUUCUAGAAAGAAAACCAAAAGAUUGUCAUUAACCUUUUUUUAAUCAGAAUGUUCAUAAAUAUCUGUACACAGCAUUUACAUGGGACACACUAAAGCAAUUGUUACACUGA